AUGGAAAGGAAAAAUAACAAGACGUCGAAAGCCAGUUCAAAAAGGAAAAAUAACGAGAUUUUCAAUCCAGUCAGCCAGUGGAACAUCAUUAUAACGUUGACAGCAUCAGACACAGAUUCGAGCAAUACGAUAACGAUCCCGAAAGAGUUAGUAGAAGCCAAGAUCUUUCCUCUGUGGGGUAGCAAACGUUGCAAAGGAUUGCUAAAACCUGACUCGUUCGAGAUGGUGCAUCUCUAUGAGCACCAUUCUAAAGUUACAAGAGGUGUGGCAAUGAAGAAAGAUGAGCAUGGAAACUUCAAGCUAUGUGGAUUGCCUUCCGUUCUCGGGGGAAGACCUUUCAAGACGGGUGAUGUUAUUGGGUUUUGGUGGGAUACACAUUGGGGUAGGCUUAAUUUCGAACUACUCGUGAUUGCUUAG
This is a messenger RNA of Brassica napus (rape), 417 nucleotides long. Its product is annotated as putative B3 domain-containing protein At4g12617. Bases 1 to 417 code for a protein of 138 amino acids. Lineage: Eukaryota; Viridiplantae; Streptophyta; Magnoliopsida; Brassicales; Brassicaceae. The record is from RefSeq and is a predicted model, not a curated record. The transcript has a single exon.